AUGAAUUACAUUCAAACGCACAAGGAAUCUAUCUCGGAUGCUUCUCGGAUUCGGUGGGCCCGUCAGAUCAUUGAAGCUGUGGCGCUUGUCCAUGAGAAGGGCAUCGUCCACGCGGAUCUUGCCCUUAGGCAAUUCUUCUUGGACUCAGAUUUGAAUGCCCGCCUCGGUGACUUUGGAGCAUCUGGAUACCCUGGGCAGGAGGCAUUAGGAAUGGAGGGCGCGAGCCAUUGCUUGCCGAGGAACCCCGAUGAGCCAAACACAUUUGUGUCGGAUCUAUUUGCGCUUGGCUCUACACUUUACGAGCUUGGGGUCGGCGACAUUCCAUAUCGCGGCUUGAAUGAUGAUCUGAUAGAGAAUCUAUAUGCUAAAGGAGAUUUUCCUUUCGUUGUGCACGGAAUCUAG
Messenger RNA from Pseudogymnoascus destructans, 402 nucleotides. RefSeq lists its product as uncharacterized. The transcript has a single exon. Gene Ontology annotation, molecular function: ATP binding; protein kinase activity. Lineage: Eukaryota; Fungi; Ascomycota; Leotiomycetes; Thelebolales; Thelebolaceae. Bases 1 to 402 code for a protein of 133 amino acids. The record is from RefSeq and is a predicted model, not a curated record. Gene Ontology annotation, biological process: protein phosphorylation.